AUUCCAGGUUGUGAUUGCGCGCUGAGAAGACGUUAACCCAGUGGCAACGUUCACGAGACACUGCAAGCGCGAUAGCAUUCCGAAGCUGACUGUUUAGUUUCUUUUUCUGUUUUCCUCCCGCCGGUACCUCAGUGAGUGUUCUUUUCUAGUUACCUCUCGCGGAACUGUGUAGUGUUUCGACUGCUGUGAACUGACCUAAUUCUGUGGUACUUUGGGAAGUUAGUUUCUGCUGCGACCUGCGAGUGAUACGGCAGCGGUCAGGAGUGUGUGCAUGCGUCGAGCCGUAACGAGUUUAACAUUGACAUACUUGGUUCUGCCAGCCGGGGCGACGUAUUCGGUGCAGCACUGAGACGAAAGCAACAACGGAGCUCAAAGUGAGAAGCGACACUUUUUCCGCCGACGGCAGACUUUCUAUCGACUCGGACUGCUCGCGUUCGGCCUCGCAUCGACUUGCCAGCGCAGCACUCGCCACAUCGACCGGCAGCCAAGGCGCUUUAUUUAUAAACACUCGAUCGGCCAGCGCCGCAUCAGAAGUGGCUAACCGGCAGCGGCGCCAUCUCGAGACAUUUCGAGGAAGUGAGUUUGGAGCUCGGCCGUCACCCCUGCGUCCAGGCCGCAGGAGUAGUCACUACCGCACGAGACUGUCGCUACACACCUAGGCGUCUGAUUUGUGGAGAGGAGAGUGACUGGUCCAGUUUUGGAAGCAGUUGAAGGUGAGUGCAUUGGAGUGUUUGGAAGCUUUUCACGCGGGACUGUCCAGUAGCAGACCGGAGCCAUGGCGUUUAUGAUGCCCGUGGUGAAGAACGACUGGGAUAUUUACAAGACAGGGAGGUCGAGACGGAGCUCGGAGUGUUCCAACCCGCAGUCGUGCCCGCGCUCGAGGAAGGUCAGCGAGUGCAGCAAGUCUGAAGGCCCCAGCCUGUCGACGUCCCCGGGGAGCGACUUCGUGGUGGGUGGAGUGGCCUCUCCCGGUCACCACAGGGCUUCGGUGCCGGUCGCCAUGUCCUCCAUGAGCCGGCAGUUCUCCAGCAGGGCGUCUUCCAGGGCGUCUCUCCAGUCGCCGUGCAAGUCCGCCUCCUGUUCGCCCCCGAAGGCGGCGAGCCUGCACGCCGGGGGCGGAGGCCACCACGGGGGCGGCGGCCACCAUCACCAGUCGUCUGCGCCGGCGGCGUCCAGCUCCGCCUCGCAGAGCUCGCUCAACAAGUUCCACUCGCGGCUGGUGGACAAGCUGAAGCGGUCGGUGCUGCGCAAGGAGAGCACCGUGACGCCGCCCCCGGCGGGGGCGGUCGCCGCCUCCUGAGGCGAGGAGACGGCGGAGGACGCGCUCGCCCUGGCGGCGGCAGUUUCUUCGUCGGCGUCCUCCACGGUCUCGGUCCCGUCUCCCGGGGGUGGCGCCGGCACUGCCCCCGGGGGCGGCGGCGUGCCCAUUCCGGGGGCGGGCGGGCGCCGCCACGGGCAGCAGCGCGUCGCCAGGUCGUUCCCCGGCACGGGGCCGUCGUGGGGUGGAGGACGCUACUAACUGGCGCCGCUCGCGGAGGAGCCCGGGGGCGGCGGCGACGCUGCCUUCCGCCCCCGCGACCGCCCCCGCAGCCUCCAUCGCCGGUGACGACGGCGGCGCGGACGGCGCCAGCCUCUGCAGCGCAGGUUCGCCAGAAACGCAACGCAACCCUCUGGGGGGUCAACUGCUGACGCAGCUGCCUCCGAAUGGUGCACCGCCACUUGCUCCAGCUUAAAGAGGUCUGCAUGUCACAUCUGCUGUAUCGUAUUAUUCAGUUUCACAACUGCUCCUCAAGCGAUUUCAAAAUUACGUUACUGUAUCUAAAUCAAACUUUCACAGGCAUGGAUAUAAAUACAUAUGCUUCCAGAGCCUUUGUAGUCCCAUUAAAAUCCUCCCCAAUGUACUGCCACAUCAUAUUACAAUAUACAUGAAAUGCUGAAAUAAUUAAAGGCUGACAUUUCAACUGUGUUGCAAGUACCUUCCCCCAACAUAUUCUUUGAGGAAGACCACUGCAACAUUAUUGAAGCGUCAGAUUUUUGGUGUUUAAGCAUUUUAAGUAUUUUAUAACAUGGUGUAACAGUACACACGGACGGAUUUUAAUGAGAUUCGUAGGUUCUGGCUACCAAAACCAAAGUUCUCAUGCUUAUAUGGUCACAUAGUUCUUCAAUUUUGUAUGCUCAAAAGUUUCACUCGUAAUAUCAAGACCUUUCUCAGCUACUUUCAAAUUGAACAUGGCUGAUACUGAUGAUGAAAUAGAGAUGCUGUAACGAGAACAAAGUGGUAAUACUGUAUAUGUUGUAAGGAUAUUGUGACUGUCUUAAAGGUCAUUUUAUAAAUCUUGAUGCAUUGGUAAACGAUGUGGCCAUGCAGCUGAGAAUAUCUGCUUGUGAAUAAAAGAUUAUCAUCUUUUCUAAAUACUUUUGCAGUAUGCCUGUUAGGAAAUUUCAUUUAGUUAAUUAUAAAAAGGUCACAACAUCAGCACAGCACUUUCUGCUUCUUCUCGAAAUUCACAAGCCUGUAAAUGAUGUUGACUCUGUCAUAUUACCCAGUUCAGAGCCUUCACAGAUGUGAGCCUACAUAAGUCUACAAGGUAUUGUGGUACUAUUAUUCCAAAUUAAAUAAUUUGUGCAAGUUCACAAAUGACUUCUUUCAGAACUGAAGAAGUACACAUUACUUUUCAGAUAUAUUAGAAAACUAGUGUUUUGUUUGAUUCCCUGUGUAUUCUGGGGGAACAAGUACAUAAACUACAAGGCCUUGUCUUAUCAACUUCAGAAUUUUUACUAUUUUUCCAUCUUUUGUCAAAAAAAUAUUGAAGGGUUGGAACAAUGUACUGAAACAGUACCUACAAUGAUUUCUCCCUCAGGCACUUAUCAGUAUGACAUGAAAUUGAGAUGAUGUGCUUAAACAGCCUGUUGGCAGCUUCUAAAGGUUACAUGGUAUUAUGCUAUAAAAUUCGUAUAUCAGUUUAUAGCUGGAGCAAAACAAAAUGAAAACAAAAUGUAGAAUAAAACCACAUUUAUUGUUGUGGAUCAUAAUUAUUGAAGCAUCUGUGAUACCAGAAUCUUUUAUGGAAAUGAUCUAUAGAGUUUUAGCCAUCAUCUCUUGCACAACUAAAAUUUGAAACAUUUGUACCAGAUCAUUAUGAUUUCUGUCCUGUUUGGGCAACAUUCAUCUCAGUUCUGCUUGCCAAUAAUAAAGCUAACAGUGUGGAAUGUGUCUGUGCUGGUGUAGUGAUAUUAUUAGGUACAUUAAUGUGCCUCACAAAAUUCCUUUUGUAAUGUGAAGAACAAUCAAUGACAAUAACAUUUAAUUAGUAAGAGGGUAAUGCAAACAACCUUGUACAGCAUUUUUGAUUAAUUUGACUGACUACACUUUGAGAAAUAAGUAAUUAGCAGUUAAUUUGAUGGGAAUCAGAUUCAAGUGACAUAGAAUAUGUGAACAUAUUUACAUUGCAGCAGACAAUUGCUUUGGAGUUUGAUGACAACACAUGGGCAGUUUCAGAUAGAGUUGUCAUCUUUUUUGUAUUCCAAAUUUUGUGUCCAAAUGGCGGUGCUACAUUUUGUGCAGCUAACAGAACUCGCAAAUUUUUCAUGUACCGUCGGCCGUGCACCAUCCUGAAGAAUGCACUGGCAAACAUUUGUAUAUAUUUUUAGUGCAGAUGUGGAAAUUAAUGCUUGUUUACAUAUUUUGUGCAGUGUGUCACAUAGCUUUCUCCACAGUGCCAUUGUUCCAUAUACCUACAUAGGAAUGCAUGUUGCUGUCAUUCAGAUUUUUUGAAAAUACUUUAUUCUAAAUUACAAUAGCAUGUUUUACGUAUGCAGCAUUUGAAUACCUUUGCUCAGUGAUUAUAGAUACAAAUGCCUAAGUAUGUCAGUUAACUAUCAUCAAUUUUUAAGUAUGUCACAAACCCUAAUUUUCCCGUUAUAAUAUUUAUUGACUUAUGAAGAUAACAAAAUCAUUUCUGUACUAUUUAAUUUGGUGCCUGAAUAUGAAAAACAAUGUUAUGAGGCAAAAACUGUAUGGUCUUGAUUGUCUCUGUUGUACAUUGCCCUGUAUUUCCUUGUGACUGAAAUUAAGUACUUACUUUUUUAAAUAUUUUAAUUCAACUUCAACUGGUUAUUUUGCUUACUGCAGUUAAAUUGUAAAUUAGAAAUACAAAGUUUGUUCUAGGUUCCAUCAUACUGACAGGCGUAUCUCUGCUUCUCCAACAGCUGACAGCUGUUACAUGUUAGUUGUAUUCAUACACACUGCCAUAAAAUGUGAAUGCUGUGAUCCUUUUUGCAGUGCACAGUAUUUUUUAAUUAUUAUUUCAAGAAGAGGGUUGACUGUCUUUUGAAUGCAAAUGUUCAAUAAGGACAAAUAUUUGUUAGCUUUAAUUAUUUCAUGACUGAGUAUAUGGAUACCAAGCUUCAUAGUUAUAUCUGUAGUUUCUGUCUGUGUCUGAACGAAAGGGGUUCAAUUGUGCCUUCAAGUUCAUGGCAACUUGUUACUGGUUUCUCUAGUCUGCCUCAUGUAGGCUAAAACGUAACUUUUGUGGUUAAGGUUCAUGGCCGACGGUCACCUAGCACUAGCUCCCAAGCAUAAGCAUAUAGUUCCUCAAAUUGCGAUACCCUUUGCUUGACCUCGCCUUAUCUUGGACAUUAAUACGUCCGGUGCCAAUGGUUAACUUAGUGUCUGGCAAUGCGUCUUUAAGUACUGUAGAGUUUAUUAGCAACAUAAAGUGUAAUGGAUGUACUGUAUGUUAAAAUAUUUAGUUUUUUGCUACUAAAGAAAACUUUGUGCUGUACAACACAGCUGCAGUAAUAUUUUGGAAGCAUCUAGCAAGUCAGAAGCAGCCUUGCCAGUCUUUUCUGCCUUAGGCAUUAAUUUACAAAAAUGAAAACUAUAUUAACUGGAACAAAAGUUGCCUUUAUUGAGAACAUAUAACAAUAAGACUUUAUGAACUAACAGUCUGAUUAGAAAGGGCAUCUUGUUGUGAAAGAAGCUUGAUGUGGGCUUUCUUGUAUGGAUGAACGUUUCCUACCAUAGGUAACAAAUUAAUUAAUUCAAAGUCUUCUGAAAUUACACAAAAUUAUCUUGGAAUUAAAUUGACUUUAUCUCUGUAUUUAUCCCUCUCAGUAAAACUUGAUUUCUGUUUAUAAAUUGUUAUUCCACAUACAUUGAUUAUAAAACCUUGACACAGUUGCAUCUUCUUGUGUGAUAUGUUCCUCUUCAUGUCAAUGUUACAAUUCUCAGUGUACUUUCAAUGUAAAAAUGUAACACACAUUUUACUAUUGUAUGUAUGAUUCAAAUCAGAAAGCUGUGUUGGAGCUAGACUGCUGGGUGCCAACUUACAUAGUAUAUAUUUUUUGUUCUCUCUGUGAUGAGCAGUGGAUCAGUUGGAUUCUACUGUAAUACUUUUCUUAGUCCAUACUUGGUAGCUUCAUAGUUCAUAGGCCUAUAUAGCAUUUGCCAUUAUUGGCAAAAUAUAACUUAAUGUUGAUUCUUUUAGAGUAUAUCCAAAUGUAUUUGACAAAAAAGACUUGAAAGAUGACCUCACGUUGUAAUGAGGGGUCUAAAUGUAUUUAUUGGUGAGCUUUUAAUAGGGUUUCUCUAUUUUAACUUGAGAGAACUUCAGUUACUUAUUUCAUUUUAUUCUGCAGUAAUGCAUAACAUUCACACAGACUGAUGCAAGUAGAAUGUAUGUGUAAAAUUUAGAUAUAAUCCAGCUUUCAUUAUUCAUUUGUAUUAAUCAUUGUAUGUUGCACCCUCAUAUCAUGCAAUUUAAAUGAUAAAACCAAAUAAAAAAUGAUACAUUCCAGAUAAAUAUGUAAGUUAUUUUUUCUAUUGAAUGAAUUGAAAAAAUAUGCACAUAGUAAAAAUUGUUGCCAAUUGUGAGAUUUAAAUUGCUGACAACAAAAUCCAUAACUGCUCAGUUAGGUCUUAAAAUGCAUAAUUUCAGUUGUAAACAUUCAGUAGCUCUGUUCAUCAUUCAUUUUAUGUUUGUGUUAGUGAUUUGUUGAUUAUUGACUGUAAUGUUUGCAAGAAAGAUAUGUUGUAGAUCUGAGAAAUGUGUGAGCCUAAUGUUUUUAAUGAAUGAGUUUUGUAUACAUUUGUGUAACUGAUUGAUGUAACCACAAAAAAUCCAUAUCUCUACAAUAUAUGUGUUUAAAAUGAAA
Molecule: messenger RNA, 6156 nt
Organism: Schistocerca gregaria
Lineage: Eukaryota; Metazoa; Arthropoda; Insecta; Orthoptera; Acrididae
Exons: 1
Coding region: 776-1300 (174 amino acids)
Source: RefSeq, a predicted model, not a curated record